AUGCUAAAAGUUAUAGCCACACCAGCAGCGAAGAGUUUGUUCCGGAGGAAACGCUUAUGUAAUUUAAUGUGCACUUAUAACGCAAAAGCUACCGAAGAGGAAAAAGAAAAAGAAAUCGAAAGAAUCAAACAAAAUGCCUCAAUAGAUGAACCACCAACAGCCUGCUGCAGAUCAGGCUGUGCUAACUGUGUUUUUAUAGUAUGGGCGGAAGCAAUAACAGCAAAAAUGGAGAAUGCAGGACCAGAAAUAGCAGAGAAGAUUAUGAAAAUGGUAGAUGACCCCUCCAUGAAAGCUUAUCUAGAAAUGGAAUUGAGAUUAAGAGGUGUGAAAAAG
Iphiclides podalirius (scarce swallowtail) is the source of this 333-nucleotide messenger RNA. NCBI's taxonomy places the organism in Eukaryota, Metazoa, Arthropoda, Insecta, Lepidoptera, Papilionidae. The record is from the annotation of a GenBank genome assembly.